This is a messenger RNA of Cucurbita pepo subsp. pepo (vegetable marrow), 2375 nucleotides long. Its product is annotated as cellulose synthase-like protein E1. The record is from RefSeq and is a predicted model, not a curated record. Lineage: Eukaryota; Viridiplantae; Streptophyta; Magnoliopsida; Cucurbitales; Cucurbitaceae. Gene Ontology annotation, biological process: cellulose biosynthetic process. Gene Ontology annotation, molecular function: cellulose synthase (UDP-forming) activity. Gene Ontology annotation, cellular component: membrane.
UUCCUGCAUAAUUUACAUUGAAAAGGGUGGAUGAAAACAAGCUUAUUGCAAGUAUAAUGUAAGAAACCAUUGAAGGGUGGUAUAUAUUCAUUGGUGCUUGGAGAGGAAGAGGGGAGAGACCAUGGGGAGUGAAGGGUAUUCUCCGUUGUUUGAGACGAAAGCAGCGAAGGGGAGAGUUGCUUAUAGGGUGUUUGCAGCUUCCAUUUUUGUGGGGAUUUGUUUGAUUUGGAGUUACAGAGUGAAGUUUGUAGGAGGAGGAGGAGGAAGAUGGGGUUGGCUUGGUUUGUUUGCUGCUGAGAUAUGGUUUGGGUUUUAUUGGGUUAUCACUCAGGCUCCUCGUUGGAAUCCAAUUCGUAGGCGCACCUUUAAACACAAGCUCUCACAAAGGCAUGAGGGAGAGUUUCCAGGAGUGGACAUAUUUGUGUGCACAGCAGAUCCGGAGAUGGAGCCACCAGCUAUGGUCAUCAGCACAGUAUUAUCAGUCAUGGCAUACGAUUACCCGCCAGAGAAGCUCAGCGUGUACCUCUCCGACGAUGCAGGCUCCAAGCUCACCUACUAUGCUCUCAUGGAGGCCUCUCAAUUUGCAAAGCACUGGAUACCAUUCUGCAAGAAGUUCAACAUCCAGCCAAGGUCACCUGCAGCUUACUUUGCCUCACACACAGAUCAUCAGAGCAAAGAAGUGGACUUCAUUCAGACACUAUACAAGGAUAUGGAGAAUAGAAUCAAUUAUGCAGUAAAACUAGGCCGGGUUCCUGACGAGAUACAGUCGAGUAGCAAAGGAUUUUCCCAAUGGGAAUCCUAUGCAUCUCGUAAAGACCACGAUACGUUCCUUCAGAUAGUCAUAGAUGGCAGAGAUCCAAAAGCUAAGGAUGUUGAAGGGUCCGUGUUACCAACUUUGGUGUAUUUGGCUCGUGAGAAGAGACCUCGAUAUUUCCAUAACUUCAAGGCUGGAGCCAUGAAUGCCUUGCUAAGGGUCUCAUCACAGAUCAGCAAUGGGCAAAUCAUACUCAAUGUAGACUGUGAUAUGUAUUCAAACAACUCUGAUGCCAUAAGAGAUGCACUUUGCUUCUUAAUGGAUGAAGAAAAGGGUCAUGAGAUUGCAUAUGUGCAGUUUCCACAAUUGUUUGAUAACAUAACCAAGAACGAGAUCUAUGCAAGUAGUUUACGGGUCAUUAAUGAGGUCGAACUGCCCGGUUUGGAUAGUUUUGGAGGUCCUCUAUAUAUUGGAACAGGCUGCUUUCAUAGAAGAGAUGUUCUAUGUGGUAAAAAGUACAGCAAAGGAUACAGAAAUGAUUGGAACAGUAAGGACUAUAGGAACUCGGGAGACGAUGUAAAUGAACUCGAAGAAAAAUCGAAGCAUCUAGCAAGCUGUUCAUAUGAAGAGAACACGGAAUGGGGAAAAGAGAUGGGUUUGAGAUAUGGAUGUCCUGUAGAAGAUGUUAUAACCGGGUUGUCGAUACAAAGCCAGGGAUGGAAAUCGGUUUACUACAAUCCAGAGAGGGGAGCCUUCCUAGGUGUUGCACCAACCUCAUUAAUCCAGACACUAGUUCAACAUAAGCGAUGGUCGGAAGGUGACCUCCAAAUUCUUCUUUCGAGGUACAGUCCUACACGGUAUGCUCGUGGAAAGAUCAGCCUAGGCCUACGAAUGGGAUAUUGUACCUAUUGUCUCUGGGCUGUUAAUUCCUUGGCAACAUUAUAUUACUCCAUCAUCCCCUCACUUUAUCUCCUCAGAGGCAUUCCCUUGUUUCCCCAGGUUUCAAGCCCUUGGCUGAUACCUUUCACAUAUGUGAUAUUUGCUAAGUAUGCUGGUAGUUUGGUGGAGUAUUUGUUGGCUGGAGGAACAAUCUUGGGUUGGUGGAAUGAACAGAGGAUUUGGCUAUACAAGAGAACAAGUUCCUAUCUCUUUGCUCUUAUCGAUACGGUCUUGAAGACAAUUGGAUUGUCGGAUUCAGCGUUUGUAAUCACAGCUAAAGUGACCGAUCAAGAAGCCUCGGAACGAUAUGAAAAGGAGAUCAUGGAAUUUGGAGCUUCCUCUCCAAUGUUUACUAUAAUAGCAACAGUUUCAUUGGUUAAUUUGCUGUGCUUUCUUGGGAUGGUGAAGAAAGCAGUGGAGAGUGGCAGUGGUUUGGUUAUGACCUUUCAAACAAUGGCUUUGCAGGUUGUUCUGUGUGGAACUCUGGUUGUAAUCAAUUGGCCUUUGUACGAAGGGCUUUUCUUUAGAACAGAUAAGGGCAAGAUACCAAGCUCCCUGACUAUUAAAUCCUUUACAUUGGCCCUAGCCACUUGUAUUUCCUUUUCAUUGCUACUUUAAUUGUUACCUUGAACUUUUCCUUUCCUAAACUAAUAAGAUUCUGAAGAUUCGGGUUUUAUAGCUA